Messenger RNA from Clarias gariepinus (North African catfish), 8071 nucleotides. It is a transcript of the gene hivep2b, whose product is annotated as HIVEP zinc finger 2b. Gene Ontology annotation, molecular function: DNA-binding transcription factor activity, RNA polymerase II-specific; RNA polymerase II cis-regulatory region sequence-specific DNA binding. Gene Ontology annotation, biological process: regulation of transcription by RNA polymerase II. The record is from RefSeq and is a predicted model, not a curated record. Lineage: Eukaryota; Metazoa; Chordata; Actinopteri; Siluriformes; Clariidae. The transcript is spliced from 7 exons. Bases 443 to 6013 code for a protein of 1856 amino acids. Gene Ontology annotation, cellular component: nucleus.
UAGUGUACCCUUAAUACACACGAUGUGGAUCAUUGAUGGGGCUUAUCUUUGGCUUUUUUGGCUUUAAAUCUGCUUUUCGUGACGGUGACAUGCUGGAAUAUGGAAGAUGGGAAUUCUAAAGAGAGCGGGAUAUAAAUGGAGAUGUUGCACAAGGCUGUAUUUGUACACCAGAUUACCUGGAAUUGGUUCAUAAGUCUUAGAGUAUACUGAAGAAGGAGUAAAACCAGGAAUGAAAACAUUGGAAAGAAAAUCAUCUACCAUUUUUUGAGAAUCACUCACUCAGCUUGGAGACUACAUCUGUCCAUUUUAGAAGUAAUGGCGCUUAAAAAAAGAUAUUAAACCUCAUUGAAAAGGACAUUUUAAAUCAUCGGAUCCUGCAAAAUGAAUUAGCAAAGAUGUAGCACACAUAAGUAUUCAUAAUAAAAGAAAUAAUAUUUGCAUCAUGGAGACUCCUGAAGCCGCUCUUGCAGUAGGAUGUUCCCCACAGGGAGACACUUUAGAAGAAGAGAAACACUCUGAUACUGAAAUGGUCCAAAGAGAUCAUUUUCCUGGCACCAAGGACAAAAUAGGGCUAACAGAGAGACCCCACAGUGACGAUUCGAGGUCAUGUCCCAGUAUUGAGACACAAACGGUGGGGUCAAGAACUAGUCCCACCUUACAAGCCAGUGACAAGAAUCCAAUCUACACAUGGAGGAAGGCACGUUUCCCUCCCCCUGGCAAAAGAUGUUUCCAAUCAAGUGUUAACCUCCUGUCAGUGGGUGUGCACAAAAAAGAGCUGAAAGUAAAGAAGACAGGAAAGUAUGUGUGUCAUUACUGUGGGAGAGCAUGUGCCAAACCCAGUGUGCUGAAAAAGCACAUACGUUCACACACUGGUGAGAGACCAUAUCCAUGUGUUCCUUGUGGUUUCUCAUUUAAAACUAAAAGUAAUUUGUACAAACACAGAAAGUCUCACACACAUGCUGUCAAAGCAGGAUUGUUUCCAUUUUCAGAGCAAGAUAGGAAGCUUAGUAGUAUGGAUGAAGAAGUUACAGUAGGAGAAGGAGAAAUGCACUCAGAAGCUGAGCAGAGCACUGACACUGACGAGGAAGUGAGAGAAGAGGCAGCUCUUGCACAAAAACAGCCCUUGCACAGAGGCAGCUCUAUCCAAAUGAAGGACAGGGGGGAUAAUGUACAAGAAAAGUGUGGUAGACAUACACAAAAGAUCCCUGGGAUAACCUUUACUCAUAGUUCAUCAAAUGAGAGCAUGUCUGGAAAAGUAUCUUUAUGGCAGUUUAGAGAAAUGAUGACACCUGUUAUUGUCACUCAGGUGGACCAAGAACUUGAGUCUUCUACCAUAAAGCAAAGACUUGCCCUUAGGCUUUCAGAGAAGAGAAGUCAAGAUUCCCUCUCGCUCCCCAGCUCAUACAGCAAAAGCAGCACUGACUCUGGCUACUUUUCACGCUCAGAGAGUGCAGAACAGCAGUUCAAUCAACCCAGCGCAAAUGCUAAGUCAUACCAAGAAAUUAUGUUUGGGAAGUGUUAUAGACCAAGCGCCAAGCCAAGGCAAUCAAUCACUGUACAAACUUGCAUGACAGACAUAAAAGAGACUCCAUCCAGUUUCAUGAUUAAAUUGACCAAAGGAAUGGCACCUGAGGAAGCCACAUGCCAUUUGCACAGACACAAAAAAGACCUGGCAAGAUCAAUAAAAAUCGAAUCAGAAUCUUUUCAAGAAGAAUAUCAGGAAAUCCCAGAAAGGUUUCAGUGUAGGACUGAUUUAUUAGAAACCCCACCAGAAUGUGGUUUACUUUUACGGAGUAAUUCUCUUCCAACACCGUCUGAUUCCAAUGUAAGUGCACCACAGGCACUAAGAAGCAGUAAUUCUUUUGAUGAGAGGAUGACAAAUGAGGAAAUCUCCUUUCGUAGCUCCAUGGGCAUGAGAAAGCUCAUGAGACAGGCUGCCUUCGAGCAUUCUGCACAUGAAGGUCAUGCAGAACCGGAUAACCACACUUUGGUUUGUGGCCUGAAAUCAGAGCCAAAAGUUGACAGUGCUGAUGAUUCUAAAAUUGGAAUAGAGCAUUGUCCAGAAUCAGAGUCAUGCUUCAUGUUUCCAAACCACAUGAUGGAAAAUGCUACAAGGAAACGUAGAAAAGGAAAGAACAUUAUGGAAGAGGAAGAUUUUUCAACCCAAAAUAAGCCUUCAUGCUUGCCUGACCUUACAGGGGACCUUUCUUCAAAGCAAGAUAUUCCAGAUGCUGCAAAUACUGACACAGAGAGAUGGACUGGCAGCAAUGUUAUCUCUGUAAUUCAGCACACAAAAUCAUUAAGCAGGCCAAGUUCUGCAGAGAAAUCUACUGAUUUUGAGUCACAACAGUUUAAUAAAAGUACCCUUUACCAAUCAAUUAAAAAGGAGCAAAUUAAAGAAAAGUACAAAACUGAUCCACUAAUGCCUCCUGGAAAAAUAGACAGUCAAUAUAGUGGAAGUGGUUUGAUCUACCAGUGGUCUCAUUUAUCCAAACAACUAGCUUUUCAGUCUGGUAUUCAAGUUCCAGAGAUUAGAGUUACAGAGGAGCCUGACAAACCAGAAAAAGUACGAGAUGUGCAGGUUAAACCAAAUGAAAAAAACAGAGAAGAAUUCCAAUGGCCUCAGAGGAGUGAAACUUUGUCUAACUUCCCAGUUGAAAAGCUACCUCCAAAAAAGAAACGCUUGCGUUUAGCUGAGAUGGAAUGUUCCUCUGGUGAAUCGAGCUUUGAAUCUGCUUGUACUAGUCUCUCUAGAAGCCCAAGUCAAGACAGCAAUUUAUCUCACAGCUCAAGCUUUUCCCAGUCACUUGACAGAGAGGAAAGUAUACAUGUUGCAUCUCCUGCUAAAUCAGAUGAGUUUAGUAAGUGUUUGGAGUUCUUGUCUGUUCCAGGAAGUUCACUAAGCCAGCAGCGGGAGAUGAGGCGCUCUGCAUCAGAACAGGCACCCUGUAACUUACCCACUGAAUUGCCAGAAUUUAGAAGUAAGUCCUUUGACUAUAGCCACCUUUCAUUUUCAACCAGCCCUAUCCAAAGUGACAUCUAUGCCAGUGAAUGUGGAUAUAAAGAAAGAAGAAGAGGUUGUUUGGUUAGACAGGAUUCUUUGAGUGGUGAUCCAGAGACACAUGAUAAAUCUGUGGAGCUGAAUGCCACACAAGGAAGCUCAGAUGCAGUUGAAAUAGGCAGGAAAAUGCCUUCUCCAGACAAACAGUUUUUGUUGGAAGCUUCCUUUAGUGGCAUUGAAAAAAUGAGGUACCCUUUACUGCAUGGAAGUGUUUCUCCACAGGAGCUAAUUUCACAAGACAUGUCUAGGAUGCCAGAGCAAAUCCCUCAUAAACAACCACUUCUUCCCCAGAAAAUCAAGAAAGAACCUGAAGAUCCAAAAACAGCUGAAGAUAAUAGAAUUGCUCUUGUAGAUCUACCAAAAGACCAUUCACAUAUUGGUGUGACCAAUGUCCUGUCAACAUUAGCAGUUCUUUCACAAGCUCAGCCUGCUUUAGCCAGUCGGAGCUUGCAUGGUUUGCUGGUUCCAGUCAGAAUUCAGAUGCAAGUACCAUGCUAUGGAAACAUCACAUACACUAGUAUAUCUCAUAUUCUGGAUUCUCAGUAUGCAACAAAUUUGGUACCUAAUAAUGUCAUUACUCAGAGUCAAUGUUUAAGUUUUACAUCACAACACAGUGUAGGUUUUGAUGUAUGUCAAGCACCAGGACAUCAAAGAGGACUCCACAACCCACAGUCAUCACCUGCAAAACUAAAUACAGGCAUACCUCUUUCCUUGACCUCUCGAACAAUUUCAACUACAGAGGCCCCGAGUGGUGGAGCUAGUAAACGAAUGCUUUCUCCUGCCAGUAGUAUUGAACUCUUCAUUGAAGCGACUCAACAAAAACGAGUCAAAGAUGAGAAUAUGUAUGGGCAAAUUGUAGAAGAACUUAGUGCGGUGGAAUUAGGACACCCUGAUCUUGGAAAAGAGAAACAAAAGAAAGAGAAUGUGAAAAGUCCAUCUGUGGCUGUUGAGGAAAUAGAAAUGGAGGAUCCUAAUAUAGGUUUCUACCAUAAAGCAGGAUUGUCAUUGUCUGGCAGUGUUUCUCCAGAAUCAAUUUUGGUAAAUAAUUUGCCUAUACCAGCACAGAGUGCUGCAAAAACCUUAUCUAGAGACAUUGCCAAUACUUGGAUACUAUCUCAGUUUCCAGGUCUUCACACUACAACUUGUGUAAGUUGGUGUUAUCUUAAUUGUUCCAAACCAAACAGCACCCAAACAGCACCUCAGUUCUCUGUAUAUGCUUCUUGGUUUAUGAGAUGCCAUAAUCCAAAUCCACCAAGUCUCAGUACCGGAAAGGCUCUUGCUCUUCUCCAAUCUAAACAGAAGAAACAAAAUGCCACAUAUACAAUUGCAGCCAUGUAUCAACCAGGAAUACUUGUUACUACAAAUUUGUCCAGUCACAAACAGGAACAGGGGACCAUUGAGGCUAGGGUGGGAGACAUAUCAUAUGAUUCACAAAUGAAAGAGAUAAAGCAAAAAUCUAGACCUUCACGUGAUAAUAGCAAGGAAACCGAGGCACCUUUAAGGCAAACAGAACCUGCUCGGGUAAAGAUUUUUGAAGGAGGGUACAAAUCAAAUGAGGACUAUGUGUAUGUCAGGGGACGCGGCCGUGGGAAGUAUAUUUGUGAAGAGUGUGGUAUUCGAUGUAAAAAGCCUAGUAUGCUAAAGAAACAUAUACGUACUCACACAGAUGUGAGGCCCUACAUAUGCAAGUGCUGUAACUUCGCCUUCAAAACAAAAGGGAACUUGACUAAGCAUAUGAAGUCAAAGGCUCACUUGAAAAAAUGCCUUGAGCUUGGUGUUUCACCCAUGAAUAUGGACAAUACAGAUGUUGCUGAGCAUGAAGAUGAUGUGCAGAAAUCAUCAGAGAUCAGACCAGUAACGGAUGCAGCCAUUAAACAUCAGUUCUCGGAUGCGGAUGACUCGGAUGGUGGUGAGGAAGAUGGAGAUGAACCAGAUGAUGAUGAGGACGAUGAAUAUGAUGGGGACUCUACUCCAAGAACCCAAUCCAGAAGCACAAGUCCUCAACCUUACACACUUAACAAGCCAUUUCCCUAUAUCUCUUUCACUAAGAAUUUGGACUCUAAAGAAAGGCUUGAAGCAUCAUCUGUCGGUAAUGAGGACGAGCUGACUCUGGAGCAAAGAAACACCUCAUAUGAUCCUUGUACACCUCAAUUGCUCUCUCUUUGUUGGGACUCACCUCAUACGAGGAGCAUUUGUCUAAGGGGGGAUCUGUCCCCACAAGGUCAUCCAGGAAGAGCCCCCUCCCCCUUGAGACCCAUUUUUUCAAGAAGAGACAUGAACAUCAGAGCAGAUGUCUCACCCAUUCGCCAGCUUUCACCUGUAAGGCCCAUUUCAUCAGCAACAGAUGUAUCAAGGUAUCGUGCAACCUCUCCACGUGGUCAACACAGAGGCUUGCUAAGGGCUGCAUCACCACGUAGGGGAAACUAUCAGCACAGAUCUUAUGUAGAUUCAAGCAGAGAGAUGAAAAGUGAAGCCUCUGCCCUAAGACAAACCACUGCAGUGUACCCGCAAAUGGAUAAGCGAGAGGCCAUUCUUCAAAAUGUCACUGAUGGCAUGCACAGUGGUACAGAUGCAUCCACUCUUCCCAGCCAAGGCAUCUUCAGCCACUUGCCUCUGCAUUCUCAACAGCAGGUACAAUCUCCAUUCCCAAUGGUCCCCAUUGGAGGUCUAAGAAUGCCCUCUGUCUGCCCAUCUGGUGUUCCUGUAGAUAGACACUCUCAGUCGCUACCACAGGGUGACAUACCAGAGAGGGCUAAUUCCAGGCAAGCCUCAGUGUGUAUUCCAGGACCUGGAGUAAGCAACAUAUCAUCACAGAGGAAGGAGCAGCCAAAAUCUUGCACUGGUCUUGCCAGAGAGGACAAGCAAGAGGAAAGUGUCCACAUCUGUGCAGAGGCUAUUGCAUCCCUCAGGAUCACAUCAGAGGAUAUCAUUGGUAAUCCUCCAAAAAGCUGAUUUAAAUAGCUUGUUGUAAAACAUUUUAUUAAGUCAAGCUAAAUCAAGCUCAUAUGAUGAUUGUUGUUUUGGUAAGGUGCAAUAUGUGGCCAAAAGAAAUGAAAAAGCGUAUAUGCACAUAAUUUCAUAUACAGAUGCACAGCACAUAUUCUAAUCAAACUGCCAUAUCAAAGUCACGUUUCCUAUAACCACUACUUAUUUGUCCACACAUCUACGGCCAUAUAAAUAUAUGCAGUCCAUGAAUAUUGAAGAGGUAUUUCAGGAGAUUUAUUCAAACAUUUGAAUCAUUGGAAAUUAUUUCUAUUUUUUCAGCAACUUUAAAAGUACCAUGACUUUCCAAAUCUAGUGCAUUAACUUGUAUUGAUCAUGACUAUAAAUUAAUCAUCCCUGUCUAAUCAGCUUGUGCCUUUUUAGAAUUGUUUGCCUAUGCCUCAGUGAGACAGAAGUAUUGGAUGUAUUGUUAAAGCAGUGAAUAUAGUGUUAAACUGAUCUAAAGUACUGUUGAUGCUUUUGAAAUUGCACUCAAUUCAUAUUCUACAGUUUGAAUACUAAAAUUCAGUAGUGCUACAAAUAUUGCUUGGUAUAUAGUUGUUAUUUAUGUUUGCUGGUGCACUUGUUUAAUCUUUCGACUUUUCAGCACUUAUGCAACACAGUGACAUGUUGUUCAUGUAGUUUAUGAUAUGAUGAUGUAUUAUUGCUAUGAUAACCUAAAGUCAUUUGUAAAUGUUAUGCAGUUAGAUGACUAUGUAAAGCACUUUCUACUGAAGUAAUUGACUGAUGCCGUGUAGUUGAUAUUUGGGCUAUUUGGAAUCAUUGUAUGAUUGAUUUUAUCAAAUGGCACAACAUUCCAGCCACUGUUUAGUCAAUUAUAUGCACAUAAAUAUACACAUUGUGUUGGGUAGUAAAUGAUUACAUAUCAAAUAGAUUAUGUAUUCAGGUUACAAAAAAUGCUGAACUACAUACAACCAGGAUAAUGCAUUCAGGUCAUGAAAAGUAACACGGCAAUCAACCCAGAAUGCAUUAAAAUCUUUUUUAUUUACAGACUAAUUUUGUAAACACAUACAAAGUCAUAUUGUGUCUGAUAAUAAUCAUAUUUGAUAACACAAAAAUAGGAAUUAUACGUUUACAUUUUUUUCCUCAUAAUAAGCCAUUGAAAACAUGAAGUAAAGUGUAGCUAACCAAAACAUAAUUUUUCUAACAUGAAGCAAUUUACGUAACACAUUUUCUUAUUUCUGAACACAUAUCUUGAUGAAUCUUAUACUACACCUGCCUAACAGCUAAACAUAUUUUUAAAAAUCUGAUUAUGUUGUGUUUUUCAUAAAUUCAUAAUCAGUGCCUGAGUACAUUUUCUAAGUAAUCUGCCCAACACUACACAUAUUCUCAUUAACACACAUGCAUCUAAGCACACAUGCACUCACGCCAAGGUACACACACACACACACACACACAUACAAUCAUGUACUGUAAUUAUUUUUUUCUAGUGUGUCCUGUGAGAACAAGAAUUCAUGUCUGUACAACUUUUUCUUCUUGACAUCAGAUUUGAAAUUGAACUGUGUGUCUGAUUGUGUACAGUUUUAAGGUGCAAUUGUUUUUAAAUGUCUCAAAAUGAAAGUCUUGUAUUAGACAUAUAGAGGAAAUCAGUAUGAUAUUUUGGGACAAGAUCGAUCUAAUGUUCCAUUUUAGUGUUCACGUAAUAUAGGCUAUAAUUGAAAUUUACAUCAGUGAGUGUUAAAACAAUGAGCUCAUGAUAAGGUUAGUUAUAUGAAAGACUUUUAAUGUCAUGUUUACAUUAUAACUAAUAGGGUAUUUUGUUUCAUUUAGUUCAAUUGUAUUUAUUGCAUUUGAUAUAUCACCAAAGUCUGAUAUAUCUUACAUGAACAUCAUUCACAUGUAUUCAGAAAUAAUUAUUUAUUGCCCAUGAAGGCAGCUGAUUUCUCUAUGAUACUGUGUUUAUUUUUCUUUUCUGAUUACAAGAUGUCCAUGAGUAUAUUAAAAUUAUAUAAUAAGGAUUUGUCAGCAAUGUUCUUACCUCAAAUUACUUACAAAUAAAUGUUUAAU